Molecule: messenger RNA, 3349 nt
Organism: Amorphotheca resinae ATCC 22711
Lineage: Eukaryota; Fungi; Ascomycota; Leotiomycetes; Helotiales; Amorphothecaceae
Exons: 2
Coding region: 227-3106 (959 amino acids)
Biological process (GO): DNA repair; DNA alkylation repair
Cellular component (GO): nucleus
Molecular function (GO): dioxygenase activity
Source: RefSeq, a predicted model, not a curated record
UGGCCACCGAGUCUCUACUUUCCAUGGCAUUGCAGCAGGCCUGUCAAUGCUCUGAACUGCCUUGAACGCGCACGGCAACCACACCCAGGAUCGGGCAUCAAUAUGCCGUAUCACCUGUGCAGACGACAUUGCGUCCCUCCUCUCGGCCCUGUGGCUUUUCUCUCCUGCAGUAAUCAAUACUCAACGAGAUAAUAUUGGGCUGUAUUGUGCCUAAAGGUUGCCAGACAUGUUUAAGAUAAACGGGAACGAUCUUCCCAUUGUUCGAACGCGCCAGGCCCUGCUGGUUCUCAACCUACAAAAUGACUUCGUUACACCCGGCGGCGUAUUAGCUGCUGAGAACUCUCUCAAUCUUGUCGAGAACGUUGUCAACCUUGCGGAGCAAUUUCGAGACUCCGGAAACGAUGUGGUAUGGAUUCAAACUGUAUUCGAAACCUCUCGGCCAGUGAACAGUCUCGAGGGCGAGAGCGAAAAUGUUAUAACGGAUCGGGAGCUGCUUAAAGCUCCUGGGAGAAUUGGGACAGGUUCCGCCACCCGAUCAAGGCCUUCCGAUAAGCUACUUGAGCGUUUUAGUAAGAUGGCUGAGGCUAGCGGCCUUGAAAUGGAUCCUAGUGCGUCGUUGCUAGACGAGGUCGACGAAGAGGAGCAGGGAGAACCUGUCAGUGAAACGUUUUUGACGGUGGAGCCUGGCCAAAGAACUCAAGUCGCCUUACCUGGGUCACCCGGGGCAGACUUGAGUCCGCUCGCCUGUCAGAACGUGGAUAAUGCGAGAGACCUCGUAUUUCAGAAGAGUCACUACUCAGCGUUCAAAGAUGGCACGCUCGUGCAGACAUUGCGGUUCAAAUUUGUGACGGAGAUCUACCUGUGCGGUGCUCUGACCAAUAUCAGCAUCUUUGCAACGGCGAUGGAUGCGGCUCGUUAUGGGUACUCGAUCACCAUUAUCGAUGAUUGCCUGGGAUAUAGGAAUAAAGCUAGGCAUGACGAGGCAUUAAGGCAGUUGACCGAAUUCACCGGAUGCGAUAUAAUGAGCAGCAAGGACGUCAUUCGAGAUUUGCAGCGAAGAACUAGCGCACAGCAAACUCCCCCCAGAGACGCACGAGAGAAAGCUACAUCUCUUGAAAGUCUUAUGGCUAAUAUGAAUCUGAGUCGGAAGAGUUCAUCAUCCUCACGACGAUCAAAGCCAGUUCCAACUGGAUCACAAGCCCCGGCGACGGUUGCAGAAACUGGUCGAACUUCUAAGUCGCGGCCAUCAAAAGAACCUCAUAUAGAUGAAGACUCAAAAUUACCGGAAAGGCAUGAAGCCUCAGGCAAGAAACCGGAAAGAGUCAAGACGAAGGUCAAAUCUCGACGGCGUCACUCAAAGGGAGUCCCCCAAGAUGUCGCCGCGGCCGCGGCCGCAGAAUCUGGAGAGCCAUCGGGGGGCAGCAAAGGCCACAAAUCACCAAGCUCUGCGACCCCACAAACAGCUUCCCAGGCCUUAGAGAAGAUUCCAACCAAAGACAAAGCGGAAGCUGUAGAUGCUGCUCGGAUUAGUAACUUACCUGAAAGGAUCGAGGCUGGCCCAUCUCACCCAGAAAAUGCGAACAAGGCGAAACUGGAGUCAGGAAAGGAGGAUCACCAGGGAAAAAGUAAUGCUAAAGCUUCUACGGUUCAAGAAUCGGCUCCUAUGUGUGAAGGAGAUACAACGGUAAUCACUAAUCUCCUUGGAGAUGAUUUAUUGGAAGGCAUAUUUGAAAGGGUACGCGACGAAGUGCAAUGGCAAAAGAUGUCUCACCAAAGCGGAGAAGUGCCUCGACUUGUUGCCGUUCAAGGCGAGGUUGCAGAAGACGGCAGCGUGCCAAUUUAUCGACAUCCAGCAGAUGAAUCCCCGCCCUUGCUCCCAUUUUCUCCAGUUGUAUCUUUGAUUCGGAAGGAAGUCGAGAAGAAACUUGGCCACCCUGUUAACCAUGCGUUAAUUCAAUUUUAUCGAAGCGGAACGGACUACAUCUCCGAACAUAGUGAUAAGACCCUGGACAUUUGUCCUAACACAUUCGUUGCCAAUGUUAGUCUUGGCGCGCAGAGAACACUGGUCUUCCGAACGAAAAAGCAACCAAAAAGCAACAAUGUUGCCGAUGAUGCUGAAGCAGUCGAACCCCGCAAGGCAUGCAGAGCCCCGCUUCCGCACAAUUCAAUGUGCAAGAUGGGAUUGAUUACGAAUAUGCGUUGGCUGCAUGGUAUCCGACAAGACAAACGAAUGGCAUCGGAAAAAUCCAAGGCAGAACUGGCCUACAAUGGCGGACGGAUCUCUUUGACGUUUAGGAUGAUCGGGACCUUCCUUGACAAGGAUCAACGGAAAAUCUGGGGCCAGGGUGCCACGGCUAAGUCUAAGGAUCAUGCUAAAACAGUGAUCAAUGGAGACACAUGUGAAGCAGAAAAAAUGAUACGUGCGUUUGGCAAGGAGAACCAUUUGACUGAGUUUGACUGGGCAGAGGUCUACGGUGAAGGCUUCGAUGUCCUUCACAUGACCAACUCGCCAAAACUUUUCUUGUCCGGUGACACCAUUGCGGAUUCGAGGGUCAAGAUCUUGCUCGCGGAAUAUGGAAUUUCCUGGAGUGAAGAAAGGCAGUCCCCGUCUUGCAACCGGAACAAUGGCAGCUCGAGCGUGGAAGCAUCGGCCACCCCGGAAAGGCCUACCGUUAAAUUUAUAGACAACGAUGUGGACAAGUCUACUGUGUCAGGAGACGUGGCUAUUAUUCUCUACCUCGAUUCUGUAUACGGGCCGAAAGCAAAUAAGAAUGCAAGCUCUCAGGUCAGUCUUGCAAGACAAUUCACUCGCUUGCAGCAAGUUUGCAAACUCCAGCUGAAAUGGCAUGCUAUUCCACCUAAUACAGACGCAUUCAAAAGAGAAUUGGAGCUUUGGGAGGCUUUUGUAGCCGAGGAACCAUUCAUGGCUGGGUCGGCGAUCUCACUGGCCGAUUAUGCUCUCAUCCCUAUCUUAAUGGAGUCAAGUGCUGAAUGGGCAGGGAAGCCGGAAUUCCCUAAGCUGAGUGCUUACUUCUCUCGUAUGAAGGAGCUGGAUAGUGUCAAGAAGGUAUUUGGUUCGGGUGCAUUGGAUCAGAAGGCCAAGUAGUUGUCGCUUGCGGCGAAGGGGAAAUCGACAAGCCGCAGAAUUGUUCAAGCUCUGAGUUGGUAGUUCUGGAGAGAGACGCCUCCGGUUACAUGUUCUAAUGAAACGUGAAAUAGGAUAUGGUAGCAGGCGUUUAAGGAAUCUAUGGCUGUAUCUCUGUAUAGGGGCACGUUUCCGAUACCUUCCAUCGUUCUCCGGGAUUCUAUGUUCAUCUCAGCAGGAAAUGUUAACGAUUUUGGUUCAAAG